AUGACCAAUCACCUAGAGAACCCCAAUGAUCAUGAAAUUUAUGUUGAUAACUUUUUCUCAAGUUAUAACCUAUUUGUACAAAUGAAAUCCUUAGGAAUCAGAAUCACGGGUACAGUACGUUCAAACAGAACAUCCAGAUGUCCCCUGAAGGAUGACAAAUCCCUGAAAAAGGAAAAUCGUGGAUCCUAUGACUACAAAUUUGAAGAAAAGGAAGAACUCUUUUUUUUGAAAUGGCAUGACAACAGCGUUUUCACAAUUGCAAGCAAUCAUCAGUCUGCCACCUCUGUUGGAAAUGCUAAAAGAUGGUCAACCAGCCAUGGAAAGGAAAUAUUUGUUCCUCAGCCAUUUCUCAUAUCCCAGUAUAACAAAUAUAUGGGAGGAGUGGACCACUUAGACUGGCUUAUCCAAAGGUAUCGCAUCUCUGUUAGAUCUAAGAAGUG
Messenger RNA from Homarus americanus (American lobster), 440 nucleotides. Its product is annotated as piggyBac transposable element-derived protein 2-like. The record is from RefSeq and is a predicted model, not a curated record. The transcript has a single exon. The annotation marks the transcript as partial. Lineage: Eukaryota; Metazoa; Arthropoda; Malacostraca; Decapoda; Nephropidae.